This is a messenger RNA of Perkinsus marinus ATCC 50983, 2416 nucleotides long. Its product is annotated as Eukaryotic translation initiation factor 3 subunit, putative. Lineage: Eukaryota; Perkinsozoa; Perkinsida; Perkinsidae. Gene Ontology annotation, molecular function: RNA binding; translation initiation factor activity; translation initiation factor binding. Gene Ontology annotation, cellular component: eukaryotic translation initiation factor 3 complex. The transcript has 21 exons. Bases 22 to 2322 code for a protein of 766 amino acids. The record is from RefSeq and is a predicted model, not a curated record. Gene Ontology annotation, biological process: translational initiation.
AGUUGAGUGUAGAUAUUCGGUAUGGAGCAGACUUCACUACUAGACCAGCUCAGUGACGAACAGAAGAAGCGGUUGGAGGAUCUUAAAUGCCAAGCAACAGACUUGGAGGAGUGCCUUUCUGACGCCGAUAUUGAAGAGUUCGAUGAUGGACAGAUACCCCGAGACGAGUCCUUCCAGUCGACCAUCAUCAUCACUAACUUGCCUAAGGUGGAGGAACGGAAGGUUGACAAGCUCAAACACGUCUUACUGAAGACAAUAAAGAAGGUUGAUGGUUGUGACGAGGAGGAACCUGACAUUUACAUGCCUAUCAACGAAGAGGAGGGCCACACUGAUGGUGUUGCAGUGGUCACAUUUGCCAAGGCUAACCACGCUGCUGAAGCUCUGAAGGUACUCGAUCGCUACCAUUUCGGCAAGUCUAACGUACUGCGAACGUUCGCUAUUGAUCACAGAGAUGAGGUACUUGCUUGCAAUGAUGAUGGUACGAUGCCUGAGGAAGACGAGGGUGAGGAGUCCACUGAUCAUUUCCAGCAUAGUCGUUUGAUGGCCGGUUAUACUCUUAAGGACACCAGAGACUGGAUGUUAGACAAGGAAUGGAGGGAGAUGCUCGCUAUAAGGUAUGAGAAGCAGACCGAGGUGUCAUGGUACACUCAUCUCGACAAGCGCGGACCCGUCAUCCAGUACGAUGGUGCUCGGGAGCGGGCCCAGCGUAAGGUGUGGACGGACUCUAAUGUCGCCUGGAGUCCCAGAGGAACCUUUCUGGUCACCUUCCAUAACCCUGGUGUGAAUCUUUGGGGUGGAGAGAACUUUGAGAAGAAGAUCCAAUGUGAACACGCCAGAGUUCGACGUGUCAUUUUCACCAACAACGAAAGAUACAUGAUGACUUGGAACGGUACUAAUCCGUCCCAUGCUGAUCUCUCGGCUGUGCGAAUAUUCGAUCUUUUCACGGGGGAAUGCAAGCGAACUAUGCCUUUGCCAGAGCUUGCUGCGGUUGCGGAUCCUAUCGUUCCUCCUGAGCCCAGUGCUUCGGCUCCUGGAGCUGCUCCUGCUGCUGCACCUAGAGGGAGGCGCACGAUUCCGAUGUACAUGUGGUCUCAAAGUGGGGAUUUCUUCGCUAAGAGGUUGGACAAUGGAGUGAUGAUUUAUGAAACACCUUCAAUGGAGAUGAAGGAAGUGUUGAAGUAUCCCGGGAUUACGGCCAUCUCAUGGUGCCCUGCUAAGCGGGAUAUCCUAGCCGUCUGGGUCCCUGAGAGCGCUAACUCUCCCGCUAGAUUUGCCUUGCUCGAAUCUAAGAAGAAGAGUCCUUUCCAGGAGAUCGUUGCUAAGAAUGCAUUCCAGAUUGACAACAGUCGUCCUGCCGACAUCUUCUGGCACCCCCAAGGUGACUAUGUGGCGACUAACGUCCUACGUGUCUCUAAGAGCGGCAAGACUGGGAACCCUCUGUUGGAGAUCUUCCGUCUUAAUGAGAAGGGUUGCCCUGCUGAGAAGAUUGAGCUGAAGAAUAGAUCUGUGAAGGCCGUUCAUUGGGAACCUCAUGGUAAUAGACUCGCAGUGAUCAACACUAACUCUGAAGGACGUGAUCCUCAGAUAUGGUUCUAUGAGGUGAAGACUACUAGUACGAUGAUUGGAGCCCCUGCGACUGUUGAAAAGGUUGCUGAGUAUAAAAUGACCAACUACAUGCAUCUUUUCAAGUGGAACACCUUUGGAAGAUACUGGGUCAUGUGGUCCGAGUCUAGCGGCGAGAUCGUCUUUGGAUGUCUAACACCCGAGAAUAAGGUUGAUAUCCACAACACUGAUGAGCACUUCAUGCUUAAUCAUGUCUCUUGGGAUCCCAGCGGAAGAUAUCUCCUAACAGCAGUUACUCAGAACAUCUUCGAGAGCGCAGCUGGUCGGGGUUACAGGAAUGCUCAGGAGAGCGGUUUCUGCAUCUGGAGUUUCCAGGGUCGUCUUAUGUAUAAGUGUCCGAAAGAGAGCUUGUGGUUCUCGGACUGGAGGCCUCACCCGAAACAACUGUUGUCUGAGAAGGAGGUCGCGAGCAUAAGGAAAGACUACAAGCAGUAUAGUGCCCAAUACGAGGCUGGUGAUCGCGACUUUGCUAGUCAACAGCGUGCGGCUGCGGUUGCCGAUAAGAAGGCUAUACAGAACGACUUCAGGUCUAUGCUGAAGGAUCUCAAAGAGUACCGUACGGAGAUGUGCAAAUCGUUGGCUUGUGACGACUGGGAGGAGGGCUUCAAGCGCUUGGCUGCAUCAAGAGAGACUGUUACGUUCACUGAGACCAGGGAGGUCGAACAAGGGAAACCUAAGGAGGAGUUGUACUCUUUCUAAGAGGUGUCGAGAUGUAUCUAUAUUUCGUUACUUCUGUCAAGCUGGCCAUCCUAAUGCUACUACCGCAAAAUAUUCCGCUCACGUUUCAACAGUC